Phasianus colchicus (ring-necked pheasant) is the source of this 1788-nucleotide messenger RNA. Its product is annotated as BPI fold-containing family B member 4-like. Lineage: Eukaryota; Metazoa; Chordata; Aves; Galliformes; Phasianidae. Gene Ontology annotation, molecular function: lipid binding. The record is from RefSeq and is a predicted model, not a curated record.
AUGCUGACAGCUCUGAGCAUCGCUGUGCUCUAUGCCAUGCUGUCCCCAGCCCUGAGCCAGCUGCCAACAGAUGCUGUUCUCCGCCUCAACAAAGGUGUUCUGAGUGAUGCUCUUGCAGGUUCCCUGCAACACAGCGCAGUCCUGCAAGGAGCCCUCGGAGAUCUGCCCAUCAGCGGGAUGGAUGGAAGCAGAGCACUGCAGGACGGCCAUGGAGGGGGCCUGCUGGGUGGUGGGGGGCUGCUUGGCGGCCUGCUGGGUGGCGGGGGACUGCUGGGGGGGCUGACGGGCAGUGGGGGGCUGCUUGGGGGACUGACGGGUGGCUUGCUGGGAGGAGGUGAUGGUGCUGGUGCUGAUCUCCUUGGUGGAGGGCGUGAUGCAGGUGUUGGCAAUGGGGAUGCUUCCUGGGCGGCCCCCCACAGCCGUCCCCCUCCCAAAAGCUGGUCCCCUCCCAGAAGGGGAUCCCUUCCUGUGGAUGUGCCGGGUGCAGCAGAGGGGCAGGGGGCUCUGCUGGGUGAUGGAGGCCCCUCCAACACAGCUGGGCUUCUCGGAGGAGGCUUGCUGGGUGUCCUUGGGGACGGAGGCGUGCUCAGCACAGUGCAGGGGCUCACAGGGCUGAGGAUCGUGGAGCUGACUCUGCCCAGGGUGUCCCUGCGGCUCCUGCCCGGCAUCGGCCUCCACCUCAACCUCUACACACGGGUGGCCCUCAAUGGCAGAAGCCUCCUGGGUCUGCUGGACAUCGCCGUGGAAGUGAACAUCACCUCGCAGGUCCGGCUGACCAUGGACGGCACCGGUUACCCCAAACUGGUGGUGGAAAAAUGCAACAUGCUCCUAGGAGGCAUUAAAGUCAGACUGCUGAGAGGCCUGCUCCCAAUUGUGGAUAAUUUAUUGGCUGAUGUCCUAAACAGGCUUCUUCCUAAUCUGCUUUGCCCAGUACUUGAUGUUGCCCUGGGACUUGUUAAUGAUCAGCUGGGGCUGGUCAACUCACUGGUGCCACUGGGGCUGCUAGGCAGUGUCCAGUACACAGUGUCCAGCCUGCCACUGGUGACCGGCCAGUUCCUCGAGGUAGACCUGAAUACUGUGGUCGGACGAGUAGCAGGAGGUCUGGUCGACUACCCACUGGGAAGACCAGAAAGUGUCCCCACACCUCCACGGGUCCCCAUGCCGCCUCUGCCACCGAUGCCGGACACCAGCUCCUCCCAGUUGGGCCUAUCUGUGAACUUCCUCAGCUCGGUGCUGGCUGCCCUGCAGAAGGAAGGAGCCCUGGACCUGGACAUCUCCAACGCCAUGUUUCCUGACCUUCCACCACUGACAACGUCGACUCUUGGAGCCCUGGUGCCUGCAGUUCUUCAGUCAUACCCUGAGCCGUGUGAGUUGCUGCUGAAAAUCACAGUUCCCAAAGCACCCGUGGUGACCUUAAAGAAAGAUAAAGCUGCCAUCCAGCUCAAUGCUAUAGCAGAGGUGGUGGCCAUCCACUCAGCUGACGUGCAGAAGUUUCUCUGCCUUCUGAAUAUUGAUGCGUCCUUGCUGGCUCAAUUUGCUGUUGAGGCCAACAAACUGAAGAUCAGCGCCGGCCUUGAGAAAGCUGAGCUCUCCUUGGUGUCUUCAUCCAUUGGUGACUUUGAUAUCUCGCUGCUGGAGUCGCUGAUCAACAAGGUCUUCGAUGCUGCCUUCCUGCCUGCCCUGAAUGCUGUCCUGGGCCGUGGGGUGCCGCUCCCACGCCUGCUGAACAUCGACUUCACCAACGCUGACAUCCACGUCAUCGAGGACCUCCUUGUGCUGUCGGCGUGA